AUGUAUGUUGUGGCGAUUGUGUACGGUGUGGGUUACGACUCAUCGACAGAUGAUUACAAGGUUUUGAUGCUCUCAUCCUCGUAUGAAAAUCAGUGUGGCACUACGACCGUGGCUGUGUAUUCACUAAAAACAAAUGCUUGGAGGAGAAGUGAAGAUUUCCAGUAUCGAUCUAUUGUGAGAAACUCUAGUGGGGUUUUCUUGAAUGGAUGCCUCCAUUUCCUUAGUUGGAAUGGGAAUCGUUCCGAAAGGAAUAUAAUAGCUGUCGAUUUAUCGGGUGAGAUUUUCAAGGAAAUGCCGCUGCCUACUUCGUUAGUUAGAUGCGAGAGUAGGCAUUAUGACUAUUAUGAUCUGUUGGUUCUUGGAGGUUCUCUUUGUUUGGUUAGUGCGAAGGGAAAUAAGGUUUGCAUGAUGAAGGAGUACGGGGUAAGAGAGUCUUGGACUGAAUUCACGAUGUGUUCUGAAUUGUUCGUAUUGAAUGGGGUGAGUAUGUUGGCGGAAGACGAAUUUUUGUUGUUUCACGUCUAUGGAGAGAAGCACUUGGUUGUGUACAAUCCACAAAAAUUCAAAAAGCGGGACAUUGCGAUUUGCGGCAUUCCGAGUGCUAAAGUUAGCUAUGGAAGCAUCUAUGUCGAGAGCCUCGUCUCUCCUUUUCAUGUAGGAGGAAUUGGGAGAAAAUUAUGA
This is a messenger RNA of Rhododendron vialii, 681 nucleotides long. RefSeq names its product F-box/kelch-repeat protein At3g06240-like. NCBI's taxonomy places the organism in Eukaryota, Viridiplantae, Streptophyta, Magnoliopsida, Ericales, Ericaceae. The transcript has a single exon. The coding region runs from base 1 to 681 and encodes 226 amino acids. The record is from RefSeq and is a predicted model, not a curated record.